Gracilinanus agilis (Agile Gracile Mouse Opossum) is the source of this 748-nucleotide messenger RNA. It is a transcript of the gene CFAP418, whose product is annotated as cilia and flagella associated protein 418. Lineage: Eukaryota; Metazoa; Chordata; Mammalia; Didelphimorphia; Didelphidae. The transcript has 7 exons. The record is from RefSeq and is a predicted model, not a curated record. Gene Ontology annotation, cellular component: cytosol.
AUGGAAUUCCGCCUUUCAUUCCCAGGAACGAAACAGGGCCAGAAGAGGGAGAGAAAACCAACCGAGACAGGACAGAGGCCAAGUGGCCGCCAGAAUUCCGGCCUCCCCGGCGCAGACUGACGUACACGAGAGCAGGGGAGGAGAACCCGCGUUCUGAGCCCCGGCGGGACCUCUCGGGUUCGGCCCCGCGCGCACCCCGGAGGAUCAACUAAAACAUCAUCAAAGGGUGAUGAUGAUCUUGAUGGCCUAAUUAAUGAAAUCUUCGAAGAGCCCUGUUUUCAUAGAAAUCCUGUUAAAUUAAAAUCUAAAUCUUCAAAUAACACAUCUGUCAGAACUUCUAUUCAAAUGCUUGGCAAAAGAUGCAGUCCAGUAUACCUUGGAGGAAGCUCUGCUCCAUGUGGUAUAGGAACAAACACUUCCCAGAGAACAUGUGACCAGUUGCGCUGUACAGCCUGUGAUUUCCGAGUAUUAAGCUUUGAUGACUACAUGUGGGAUAAAUCCUGUGAUUAUCUGUUUUUCAGGAAUAACAUGCCUGAAUUCAGCAAGUUGAAAGCAAAGAUGAUAAAGCAGAAAGGCACACGAGCCUAUGCUUGCCAGUGUAGCUGGAGAGAUGUCAAAGAACUCACUGACCUCCGGACUGAUCAGCAACUUCGAUGGGUUUGUGGUAAACAUCUCGAGUGAAGUUUUCUCACCUCAGGCCUUUUGUUAGUAUGGAAAGGCCAGCUUUUAUCUGAACAGACUCUGGAAU